CCUGUAUAUAAAGCCCUGGCUCGACGGCAUCCUGUACUCUGGGAAGAGCUUCCACAGCCAGCUGGCUCGAAGAAAGUUAUAUAAAUGCAGUCUAUAGCUGGAGAUCAGCCUGUUUUCUUUCAUUUACGCGUUGUGUUAUGAAACUGCUGCGCUAGCGAGCAUCGAUCCAACAUGGCGUUUAUAUAUUACAAACGAUAUUAACUAGUUUGUCACAUUUUUGAAGCGCUGUCUAAAAAUAUGAACUAUAAUACUUCACUCGGACCACAGACUAUAAUAUUUUGACUAAAAUGAGUUAAGAGUCACACUGAACUGCAUAUUAACGAGAGGUUGGCAGAGUCACGUUUGACCUGCAUUCUGAAAUCUAACGAAAUGGCUUUGUCGCUACACAAAAUUAUUAAACACUCGAAUUACAUGUGUUAUUGUUGAUAUGUUGUGGACUAAAGGCAGUUUCACACCCACCAUAUAAUAUUUAUUAUACAUUAUAUAAAUAAAUCAGUUAAAGUAACGAACAAUUAUUGUUUAUUUGUGAUGUGUGUUGUUGAUUUAGACAGCUGUGUGUCUGAUAGAGAAUAAAUGGAGGAGGAAGAGAGAGAUGUGGAGGAAGUUAAGUCUGAAGGAGAAGAUGCACAGCCUGCAGAAACACAAGCAGAACUGGAACCUGACACAAUCUUAAACACUGAAGAAACUGCAGAUGCACAAGAGCUUCCCUUAGUCAUUCAAGCCCCUGUUGUAUCUGGGACGGCCAAUCAGAAGCCUUCUAUCCUCCCACGAUUGGACAACUUUGUUAUAGUUGACCAAAACGGACAUCCUAUUCCGUAUGAGCGAUUGGUGAUUGUGACAGGAGAGAAUGGUCAAAUAUUUGGCGUCCCAUCAGUGCCUUUAAGGGGUGCUCAGAUGUUACUACCUCAUGGUCAACUGUUGAAUGUAGCAAAGUCAUCAGGCGUCUUUGUGGAAAAAAGCCAGCAGCCUGUCAUCACAACCAUAAAAGAGAAUGACGGUGCUCAUAGUUUACCUGCAGUAACGGCUCAGAAUAUUACUACUAUUAAAAUUCAGAAAAAAAAUUUUCCUGAUGUAUUUGAGCCCCCGGUAAAGCCAUUGCCACCAGGGUCACCAAACUGGGCUCUGAGACUGCGCGGGUGUGAGAAGAUCGGAGACUCGUACCGUGGUUACUGUAACACAGAGGCCGAGCUGGAGGCUGUUCUGCUUCAACAUAAGCAGCAGACCCACGCUGUUUUUGGCACCCGUCAGUCCCCAUCACCAGCUAAACCUGCCACCAGGCUCAUGUGGAAAUCACAGUAUGUGCCCUACGAUGGCAUUCCCUUCGUUAAUGCAGGGAGCAGAGCCAUUGUAAUGGAAUGUCAGUUUGGACCACGGAGGAAGGGCGUCCAACCUAAAAAAGGGUCAGAGCAAGAAAUGUAUCAAAACAAGCUCUACAAAGCCACCUGUCCUGCCAGAAUAUAUAUCAAGAAAGUCAGAAAGUUCCUGGAGUACAAGGUUCCAACAGACCCCAAAGUGGACAAGAAGGUGGUGCGACAAGAGCAGGAGAAAGCCUUCUUCAACCUCAAGAACAGUUUAUGGGACGAAGGAGGUGUUGUAAGAUAUUACGUUCAGCUACCUACAGAAAAAGCCCACCUGUACCAUGAUGUGGACACUGCAAACCUGCCUCCUCUUCCAGAGCAGAUCUGCUUUACAGAGGACCAUCCUCAUGAAGAGGAAGACACAGAAGAGCUGGGGUAUCAAGCCAUGCAGGACGUCCUUGUGGAGGAUGGGGUAUCCUUACCCGAGUCUCGACUACACCCGCUGGUGGCAGAGAAGAUCUGUGAGUUGGUGGCUCACGGUCAUAACCAGGUCUACACCGUCCGCAAACAGCUCAGGAAGUUUGUGGAACGUGAGAUGUUCAAGUCAGAGGAAGUGCCCGAGAGACACAACCUGUGUUACUUUCCCACCGUCAAUGACAUCAAGAACCACAUCCACGAGGCGCAGAAAACUCUUGGACCACUGGAUGCCUCAGAUACUGAGGUGUGGACAGAAAAUACUUGGAAAGAAGAGGCUGAUAACCUGCUAUCAGAGACUUUAACAUUGACCCUAACUCCUGCUACUGUAGACGUUUCCUCUGGGAAAGAAGAGCUCUUGGAAGGAAGUGACACUCUUUCACCAGAAGCUGUGCAUCUCUUCAGCUCCCUCACAUCACUGCAGCCCAAGAUCUUUGCACAUUUACAGGCCAUCCAGCUCCAGCCGCCCUUGUGUCCAGUGGAAGACCCUGCUCAACUUUCAACAGCAGCACCAGAAGCCCACGAGCUGUCCAGCCCUGCAGCCUCACAGCCUGUAAUCCUGAGUCCGUCCCAGUUCCUCCAGUCCAGUCCCAGUGCUGGCGAAGGCAUGUCUGUGUGCGAGACCCCGACCCUGCUCGGCAUGAACCAGCUGGUGAGUGUCUCUAAUGCUGGAGCUGAAGGAGGAAUCACGCAGAUCCUGCUGGAAGACGGACAGGCCGUUCCAGUCCAGAUUGUGGAGCCGACAAACAUAGCGGACGACACUUCUGUGAAGUAGGAUUGUGGGAAACCUAUGGAUGUGUCAGCAGCAUCAGAGGAAGGCUGGGAAUACAACAAUGGGGAAAAGAAAACAAGCCUCAACGUCCGUAAACUGUCAGCGAAUGACUCUUUGAUCACUGGAGGACUGAUUCAUUGUAUUAGUGACAGUAUUAUGUGAACAUGUACUGUUAUUGAUAUCGAAUUUUUUUUCAUUUUCAGUUCAUUGCUAUUUUUAUUUAUUACAGUGAGGAUUGUAGGAUACAUGGGAUUUCUCAAGCUCUCAUUCAGUAACUGAAUAAAUGAGAUCAGAAUUAAAUAUUUAAAAUUAAA
Molecule: messenger RNA, 2858 nt
Organism: Danio aesculapii
Lineage: Eukaryota; Metazoa; Chordata; Actinopteri; Cypriniformes; Danionidae
Gene: carf
Product: calcium responsive transcription factor
Exons: 14
Coding region: 574-2547 (657 amino acids)
Biological process (GO): regulation of transcription by RNA polymerase II
Cellular component (GO): nucleus
Molecular function (GO): RNA polymerase II cis-regulatory region sequence-specific DNA binding; DNA-binding transcription factor activity, RNA polymerase II-specific
Source: RefSeq, a predicted model, not a curated record